AUGCAAAAGAAUAAAAAACAUAACAUAGCGUCUAAUACAAAUAAUACUCUUUUAACUAGUAGUAGUAGUAGUAGUGAUAGUGAUUCUGACCACGCCGAUGAAGACAAAUUAGAAGAACAGGAUAUUGAUAAUAAUAAUAAUAAUAAUAAUAACAAUAAUAAUAUAGAAGAAAAUAAACCACCAGAUUUAAAUCAAAGUAGUAAUAGUGAUAGUGAUAGUGAAGAAUUAGAAACAACAUUACAACCACCAACACCACCGCCACCUUAUUCAGAAGUUGAAAAUAAUAUAGAACCACCACCAUUACAAAUUAGUUCAAGUGAAACUGACUCGCCAACACAUUCAUUAGAUAGUAGUGACAAUAAUAGUAUUGUUGGUUCUGAUAUAAAUAAUAAAAGUGAUAAAGAAGAAAAAUCACCAACUCUUGCUAAUAAUAAUAAUAAUAAUAAUAAUAUAGAUAAUAAUAAUAAAGAUAAUAGUCAAGAUAAUAAUAAAGAUAAUAAUAAUCAAGUUAGUAAACCAAUAACAGAGAUUGAAAUGAGUAGUUUUAGAUCAAAUCAAAGUGUUAGUCUUUUACAUGAUAGACAAAAUAAAACAUGGCUUUCAACAAUUAAGAAUCAAUUGAUACCAACAUCAGGUGAUGUUAAUGCAGUAUUUUCAGUGGUAUUGGAUAAUUUGGCAAAUAUAGCAUCAUUGGUUGGUAUUUUACAAGGUGCCUAUGGAAUGCCAAUUGAUCUUGUAACAAAGUAUUUUAUAGCGGGUCCGGCAUUGGCUGUUAUGAUUGGUAGUAUAGCAUUGUCGUGUUAUGCCAUCUAUUUGGAUUAUCAUGAAAAGGAUCCAUCUGUACAUUAUACUGCAAUUCCAGUGGGUUUAGACGCACCAUCAACUAUUGGGUUACCUUUGUUAGUGAUUGGUCCGGCUUAUGCAUUGGCAAUAAAGAAUGGUAGUUCCAUACCGGAUGCUACAAAUAGUGCUUGGUUAGUUGGUUGCACAACCGUGUUUUUAAUUGGCGCAUUCAAGGUGUUACUAACGUUGAUGAGUUUUGCACAGAAGCAAUUCCAUCCAGUGGGCAAAGCCGGCGCAUUGGCAGGCAUAGGUUUGGCAUUGUUAGGCAUGAAUGAAUUGUUAACCGUCGUUGAAGAGCCUGUAGUUGGUUGGGUGUCACUUUGGAUACUUUUGUUGAUACUAAUUCACAGACAGAAUAAACAUGGUGAAACGGUUGGAAUUUCAUUGCCAUUCAAUUUGUCGGGUGUUUUACUCUCUGCUUUGGUGGGUUCCGCAAUCUAUUAUUUCAUGGCAGGUGUACAUAUUUCCGUGGACCCAAUGCCAAGUGGUGUCACUGAUAACUACGAAUUGACCUAUCCACAUCCAUCAAAUAUUUUCAAAUCGUUCGCUGAUGCAAUUAAACAAAAUAUCUCCAUUGCUAUACCAUAUGCCAUCCUUGUGAAUAUCGGGUCAUUGACAAUCACUGAUAGUGCAAAUAAUGUCGGUAAUGCAUACAAUACACGUUGGGUAUUAUUGAUUGAUUCAUUUUCAACAAUCAUUGGUAGUUUCUUUGGAAGUACAGUUCAAACCACACCAUACAUUGGUCAUACAGUUUUCCAUACUAAUUUUAAAGCACGUUCUGGUUAUUCCUUAAUUAGUGGUUUAAUCAUUGGUUUGGGUGGUUUCUUUGGUUAUCUUGGUUUCCUCACUAAAAUCUUACCAAAGCCAGCAAUCAUACCAAUUUUCAUUUUCAUUGCAUUUGAAAUUUGUUCAGACACUUUCCACAAUACUAAAGGUAUUAAACCACAUCAUUGCGCUGCUGUGGUUUGGAGUUUCUUCCCAUCGUUAUUCCAAUUUUGUAAUAUUUACAUUAGUCAAAUCUCACCAGUUUUAUCAAAUUGUAUCACUGAUCCAAAUUCAGUGGCUACUACAUUAGGUUUACAACCAUCUUUAAUUCAAUCACUUGGUAAUAUAAUGAUAAUGGCUCAUGGUUUCAUUUGUACUUCUUUGUUUUGGGGUACUUCUUUAGCUUAUAUUUUGGAUAAUCGUUUGAAGAAAGCUUCAAUAUUUUUAGCAAUAACUGGUGUCUUAACUUUCUUUGGUGUCAUUCAUUCUGUCAAUCCAAAUGGUGAGGUUUAUUUACCUUGGAAUUGUGGUUCAACAAUUCCUUAUCAAUGGACUGCUGCUUACUUUUUAAUUGCUGCUAUCACUUUUGCUUUCUCUUUCAUUAAAGCAAAACCAUUUCAUUCAACUUUAACUGAUGAAAUUGGUGCAAUUCAAGCUAAUGAUAAUUUUUAUUCAAAAUCAUUUUAA
This is a messenger RNA of Dictyostelium discoideum AX4, 2295 nucleotides long. RefSeq lists its product as hypothetical. The transcript has 2 exons. The coding region runs from base 1 to 2295 and encodes 764 amino acids. The record is from RefSeq and is a predicted model, not a curated record. NCBI's taxonomy places the organism in Eukaryota, Evosea, Eumycetozoa, Dictyosteliales, Dictyosteliaceae.